AUGCCAACGCCAGCGCUCCGAGGGGGAGCCAGCUUGUCUCGAAAGCAUGCAAUCGCACUCAGCUCGCGGAGUGUCGCACCUGCGCCUGUUCUGGCAGCCUCUUGUCGCUCGCCGCAAGUGUUAGCCUCUCGCUCGCUUUCGACCUCCUCGAUCAGAGCGCCUCUCCCUCGCACAAGGUCAGCCGCAGCGGCUGCCCUGACAUGGCAGAGCACCCGAACGUAUGCAGCCGAAGCAGCGCAAAAGUACAAGCGAUCCAAGCCUCAUCUCAACAUUGGCACGAUCGGCCACGUCGAUCAUGGCAAGACGACCUUGACGGCAGCGAUCACAAAGACGCAAGCGGAGAAGAUGGGGACCGGCAAGUUCAUGGACUAUGACCAGAUUGACAAGGCGCCCGAGGAAAAGGCGAGAGGAAUCACGAUUUCGGCUGCCCAUGUCGAGUAUGAGACCGCCAAGCGACAUUACGCUCACAUCGAUCUGCCCGGCCAUCAGGAUUUCAUCAAGAACAUGAUCACAGGCGCUUCACAGAUGGACGGUGCCAUCAUCGUCGUCGCCGCCACAGACGGUCAGAUGCCCCAGACACGCGAACAUUUGCUCCUCGCCCGUCAGACGGGCAUCCAGAAGAUUGUCAUCUACAUCAACAAGGUCGAUCAAAUUGAUGAUCCAGAGAUGCUCGAGCUCGUCGAGAUGGAGAUGCGCGACUUGCUCGCUACCUACGGCUUCGAUGGCGAGAACACGCCCAUCGUCAAAGGGUCUGCUCUUGCAGCACUGCAAGGCAAAGAUCCAGAGAUCGGUGUCAAGUCGAUCGAAGCACUCAUGGACUCCAUCGACACAUGGCUCGAUCAGCCUACCCGAGAUCUCGACAAGCCCUUCUUGAUGCCUGUCGAGGGCUGUUUCUCCAUCUCCGGUCGUGGCACCGUCGUCACAGGCAGAGUAGAACGAGGAACGAUCAGCAAGGGCCAAGAAGUCGAAGUGCUCGGUCUGGGCCCCCCUUUCAAGACGACCUUGACCGGUAUCGAGUCUUUCCACAAGGAACUCGACCGGGGCGAGGCGGGCGACAACAUGGGCGCACUCUUGCGAGGCAUCAAGCGCGAACAGAUCAAGCGCGGCAUGGUCCUUGCUGCGCCCGGCUCGAUGAAGACGACCAAGAAGUUCUUGGCAUCAAUCUAUGUGCUCACAAAGGAAGAAGGCGGUCGGUUUGCUCCCUUCGCUUCAGGAUAUAGACCACAGUUGUUCAUACGGACGACCGAUGUGACGACGAGCAUCUCCCUGCUCAACGAUGAAGCACACGAAAAGCAAGUCAUGCCGGGCGAGAACGUCGAGGCGACGUGCGAGCUCGUGCACGAUGUAGCUAUCGAGGAAGGAUCCCGCUUCACGCUCCGUGAGGGAGGCAAGACGAUCGGCACUGGCCUCGUGACCCGCGUGGGCUAG
This is a messenger RNA of Mixia osmundae IAM 14324, 1428 nucleotides long. RefSeq lists its product as uncharacterized. Gene Ontology annotation, cellular component: mitochondrion. NCBI's taxonomy places the organism in Eukaryota, Fungi, Basidiomycota, Mixiomycetes, Mixiales, Mixiaceae. The transcript is spliced from 5 exons. Gene Ontology annotation, molecular function: GTP binding; translation elongation factor activity; GTPase activity. The record is from RefSeq and is a predicted model, not a curated record. The coding region runs from base 1 to 1428 and encodes 475 amino acids. Gene Ontology annotation, biological process: mitochondrial translational elongation.